Pectinophora gossypiella (pink bollworm) is the source of this 3121-nucleotide messenger RNA. RefSeq names its product protein toll-like. Lineage: Eukaryota; Metazoa; Arthropoda; Insecta; Lepidoptera; Gelechiidae. The transcript has 6 exons. Gene Ontology annotation, molecular function: protein binding. The record is from RefSeq and is a predicted model, not a curated record. The coding region runs from base 282 to 2663 and encodes 793 amino acids.
GUGACUACGCGCUACGCCUCUAUGACCGGUUGGUUAUACGAAGUCUCGAAUUUCGAAAAUCUUGUAAUAAUAUUCUCUUCGUUAUAAAUACAAAACUGUUAAUAGCUUUCGUAUCGCUAACAAUUAAUUAUUGUGUAAUUUGGGAUGCAAUUGCUGUGCUCGGAAAAGAUUUAUUGCAACAGAUUGAGCGAAGAUGAGGCUGACUAAACAGAGGAGCAAUCUACAUCUAACGUUCGAGCUGAUGACUUCAGUCAAGUAAUCCUUGAAGCAUUGGAGCAGAAAUGGGGUGUAAGCUAGCAUGCGUGGUGGCGGCGCUGGCUCUGCAAGUAAUUGCAGAAGCUCGGCUGAUGUGUCCGAGUGACCCUAACUGCGUUUGCGGCGGCACACUGGCCGUGGAACUCAAUUGCAACAUCGACGGACGCACGGUAGAAAUAAAUUUACUACCAAACACAUACAUAAAUAUUAAGUGCAUAAAUGCAACUAGUCUUGACUACAGCAAAUUACCAAUAUGUGCCAAUCACAUGAAUACUUUCAAGUCAGUCAGUUUCAAAGACUGUCCAUUGCCAUCAACCUCUUUCAAAGAAGUCUUGUCGAAUAUCGGAGUCUCAAAGACAAUGGCACUGAUAUUCCAAAACGCGAAAAAUCUAUCUGGAUAUUUUGACAGGAAACAUUUUGCGGGACUGGAAAAUUUAACAAAAUUACUACUAUCAGUGAACGGUAUGACGCAUUUACCAGACAAUCUUUUUAUGGACAUAAAUAAGCUCACAUGGCUGAAUAUACGGUCGAAUAGCAUUAAUCUAUCAGAAGAAUUAUUCAAGCCGCUGGAAAGGCUAGAAACUUUAGAAAUAAGUCACAAUCAUUUGACCAAUAUAUCUUCAAACUUAUUUUCUCAUUUAUCGUUUCUGAGAAAACUCUCGUUAUGGCAAAGCAACGUUACAUGGUUUUCCAAAGACUUUUUUACUGGAGUUGACGUACUGGAAGAAUUAGACCUGAGUUCCAAUGGACUCAACGAGCUGCCUUCUUCAAUAUUCAAGCCUCUGAAAAAGUUGAAAAAGCUUACUUUGUUUUCUAAUAAAUUUUCAUCGCUUCCACAAAAUUUGUUUAAAAGCAAUGAUGAGUUGGAAACUGUCGUUAUUUUGAACAAUGACGUUGAGUUGAGGGAACUUCCUAAGAAUUUGUUUGGCAGUUUGUCGAACUUAAAACAAAUAUACAUACAGAGAUGUGGCUUGGAGAAAAUACCUUACGAUGUGUUUGCAAAUUCAGCCCAGAUCACGAACAUAUCACUAGCGUACAAUGAGAUCAGGAGCCUCCCGGAGUCGACCUUCAACGACCAAAUCAAUUUAUUAGAGCUUGAUCUGAGCCAUAACAACCUUAAAAGCUUGGAACCGAAACUGUUUUCGUCGUUAGUUCGAUUAGAGAAGCUUGACCUGUGCUACAACUAUUUGGUGAAAAUAUCCGGGACUACAUUUUCACCGCUUCUGAGCUUAUUAGAUCUAAACAUGGAACACAACAAAUUGAAAACCGUCUCCUCGUAUUUGUUUAGUAACAAUAGACAAAGAAUGUAUGUGUCUCUAGCGUACAAUCAACUGAGCUUCGAGAACAAAGUAGUUCAGAAUAAUUCUUGGAUAGUGACUAGAGUUUCUCCAUUUGCUCAUACAUACAAUUUGAGGUUAUUGAAUUUGAGCCACAAUAAAUUUACACAUACAUUUGAAGAUUGGUGGAUCAAUGGCCAUGAUAUUUUGGAUAUAAGCUACAAUUCUAUAUCUUAUUUAUGGGAUAACGAAAAUUCUACAGAUAAAUUCGAAUACAAACGUAUAUUCAAGAAGCCUUUGAAAGAGAUAUGGAUUUCGCACAAUACCUUUCAGUGCAGAUGCAUGAAUAAUGAGUUUAUUGAUUUUCUUCAAGAUAAAAUGAAGACAAAGGUUAAUGAUUUGGCAGAUUUGGACUGUCCAUUCUGGGCUAACGGAACAUGCAACGUUAGAAUUAUCAUGAUGGUUGUAAUUGUAUUGGUAUUUGCUAUCUUCCUUACCAUACUUGUCAUACUUUAUAUUGACCUUCGAAAAUAUCUGUACUCUACGUUAAAGAAAACAUUUUACAACUUGGCGAACCAAAAUUCAAAUAAUAAUAACAAGCGAGGAAUUGUCGUCCAAUAUUCGGAUAAAGAUGAGGAAUUCGUCUUUAAAGAGGUAUUACCCGGCAUGAGACAUCACCUGGAUCUACAAAUACACACAAACCCUGUCAAUAGCUCCGAUGGUAAACAGAACUUUGCGACCCCUGUCAGAGCGAUGUGCACAACGCUUGUCAUAUUCUCCCCCAACUACUUAACGUCGAACUACAGUCACGUGAAUAUAAAGAAGAUUCGAGGUGAAAUGUUGAAGGCGAAAAACACAAUUUACCUAUUCGUCGACAUUGGUCCGGAAAACUCAAUAUACGCUUUCUUAAAGGAACAGCGCGAUCCAAAGACGACGGUGUUGUGGUGUGGACAAGAUUUCUGGAACACAUUCUUAGCGACUCUCGCACACGGAAAUCAUAAGGAGAGAAUCUUUCGAGUGAACAAGAUUGUUAAAAUUACUAAGAUGAAACUGGCCACGAGCAAGGUUUCUCGACCACCGGAAUCUGCUAACAUUUACGCUUUAGAUGGAUUACCGCACAUGCAAGUUUAGUUGCUAUCUCGUAUGUAAUUUAGUGAGGUAAAGACUGACUUCUCUACAAUCACAACAAUCUCACUCAUCCCAGUUUCAGAACCAUAGUCAUCAGUGAUUUCUUCGUGUAUAAUAGAUAGGUAGGAUUUCACUGUUAUUGUUAAGUCAUCAAGGAAAUACUUGUGUAGGUAAAGAAUUUUUACAAAAGUAUUUUAUCACGUGUAAAGAUGAUUAAUUAAGUGAAUGUUUGGAUUACUAUGGUGAAUAAAAUAAUCGUUGUUUUGUGGGUAAUUCAUUAAUGUUUUACUACAUACUCUUUUGUGUACUUCAAAGAAGUCCGUAUUCUAAUAUUAUCUUUUAAAGUUAAUGUGAACAUUCGAUCUGUCUCAGUUAUUAAAUGUACAUACCGUAUAGGAUCUAAAAAGAAAAUUGUUUCGAGGAAACUGCUAUUGUUAAGAGUUGUAAACUACAGCUUGUAA